AUGGGUGACGAAACUCCAUUGCCCCAAUCCGCAAUCCAACGAAUACAGUCUCUUUUAACCCGAAAAGAGGCUGGUCGGACGGCCACUCUCUCAACAUCCUGGCACAUCGCCUGGCUGACUCGCCUACACGUCGACCUCGAUGAGAGCGAUUUUGGGUAUCGUCCCGCGAUUGAUAAGUUCUCUGUCUUCGCAAAGAAAACCGUGCAAAGGUACGAGGAUUCGAACCUAAAGAUUGAGAGUUUCAGGUUAAGAAUGGACUAUUCUGAGCGGUAUAAAUGGGACGAUAAUUUUAUCGGCCUUGCUUACGAGUUGAUCGUAAAAGCGUUGAGAUUGGGCGCGACCCGUCUCGAUCUACAGCUCACGGGCUAUUUCAUUCAUGAUCUCGUACUGGAUCAAAGGGUAAGAUGUUCGAAGCUUGAAUCCCUUACUUUAAAUGACGUGAUGAUUAAACGCCAUAUGUUCUCCUGCAUCGUUUCAGCCUGCCCCUUGAUUAAAAAAUUAUCACUCUGCAAUAUUAAGUGCCUUGGUCAGGUUUGUGAUUAUUUGAUCGAUUUUCACAAGCUGACGUCCCUCAAGCUUCAAAAUGUGCCUUUGGAUCUCGCGUUUCUGGAUGAUUUAUCCUUUAUAUUUCCUGAUUUGAAGGAUUUAUCCUUGGAGUUGUGCAAAUUUGGUGAUAAAAUACAAAUCUGCAGCCACUCUCUCGAGCGUCUGGAAUUACUCACCGAAGAUAGAGAGAAGCCGACCAUCGUACUUGAUGCCCCACGCAUUCGUAAAUUUACAUUCAAAUGUUUAGAUAUUCCUUCUGUCGUUUUCAAAUCAGAUUCAAAGGAAUUGGACAAAACGCGUGUAUCCAUUGCGUGUUAUUGUUUUACACAUUGGUGGUUUCUUGAUGUGAGCAAGCUGUUGACCGAGUGA
Molecule: messenger RNA, 915 nt
Organism: Striga asiatica
Lineage: Eukaryota; Viridiplantae; Streptophyta; Magnoliopsida; Lamiales; Orobanchaceae
Source: the annotation of a GenBank genome assembly